UGUAUCUCUCUUAAAACAAAACUAACGAAACCAGCAACGCCAAUCAAACACGGCAGCUACAGUGUUUGUAACCAGCCAGAGAACUGGUGUAGUAGUACCGCAGUGUGCUUUGUAUGGUAGUGAAGAAAUGACUUAACAAAAAUAAGGUGAAAAGUGUGAAAAUAAAAAAAUAAAAGUGAGAUUAUUUAAUGCAAUGUAGAGAAAUUAAAAGCAAACAACACACUGCAAUCUCAAUUUCAUCUCUUCACUCUCAGCACCAUCUGCCGGAUCCCUCGCACAAACCGAUUCCAGAUUCAAGAUUCAGAAUCUGAAAAGCAAUGGAUAAAGCUGAGAAAAACCCAGGGGCAUACGACAUCGUUUUGCAGGCAGCCAUGGUCCUCCUGAUGGUCUUCUCCUACUUCUUCAUGAACGACAUCCCCAAAAAGCUAUGGACCAAGCUCCGCACGCGCAACCGCGCCGACAUCCAAUCCAAGCGCCACUUCGUCGAAGGAGCCCAGCUCCUCGCCCGGGCCCGCUCCUCCAAGUCCCGGGCCCUCGCCAAGGAAGCCCAAGCCCGGGCCCAGCGCGCCAUCUCCCUCGACCCCACCGACGCCGCCCCCUACCUCCUCAAAGCCCUCGCCCUCGACUUCCAGGGCCUCCGCUCCGCCGCCCUCGACUCCAUCGACCAGGCCCUCUCCCCCCUCGCCGCCGCCUCCCUCUCCGACUCCGAGCGCGCCGACGCGCUCCUCAAGCGGGCCGAGUUGAGACUCGCCUCCAGUCAACGCGGCCGAGUCGACUCGGCCCUCGCCGAUUUGGAGGAGUCCGUCGAACUCAGCCCCAACAACGCCAAGGCCUUUUCCGCGCUGGGAGAGUGCUACGUGCGGAAGAAGAUGAACGACGACGCCGUUAGGGCUUACCGGCAAGCUCUCCAAUUGGAACCCCAAUUGCUUGCGGCGCAACAAGCCCUCCAAAGGUUGGAUUCUUCGCCCAACCUUAAUUGAGAUCUUAGAAACAAAUUCGUCCCGAAAUUUGGACCGCUUUUGGUGUUCUACUGUUACAGACUUACAGUUUCAUCUAUAAACGACGCUUUUGUAUUAACUGCUAUUUACAAAUUAUAAUCCACUCAUGCCAUUGGUAGCUUUACUUUCAGA
Molecule: messenger RNA, 1130 nt
Organism: Cajanus cajan (pigeon pea)
Lineage: Eukaryota; Viridiplantae; Streptophyta; Magnoliopsida; Fabales; Fabaceae
Molecular function (GO): protein binding
Source: RefSeq, a predicted model, not a curated record